Messenger RNA from Daucus carota subsp. sativus, 1873 nucleotides. RefSeq names its product sulfite exporter TauE/SafE family protein 3. Gene Ontology annotation, cellular component: Cul4A-RING E3 ubiquitin ligase complex; membrane. Bases 232 to 1671 code for a protein of 479 amino acids. Lineage: Eukaryota; Viridiplantae; Streptophyta; Magnoliopsida; Apiales; Apiaceae. The record is from RefSeq and is a predicted model, not a curated record. Gene Ontology annotation, biological process: protein ubiquitination. The transcript has 13 exons.
AUCUAUGGACUCCAAACACUUCCUCAUUUUUGCUAAUUCAAGAACACCUUAUGUAUGCUUACAACCCCUUUGUAUCUAUCACCUAGUUUUGUCUAUCUUUAGAAGUUCCACUUCUACAAGUCACUCUGCAUUUUUCUCCACCGCUCCAGCUUCAAACUUAUCCAUUUGGUUUGUUUUGUGCAAACAGAGAAAUACCCAGUUGAUCAAUUUGUGUUCUGAAUUUGAAGUAUAAUGGAGGGGUUUGGAAUUAAGUGGAAGAUUGGGAGAUCAGUAGCAGUGAUUGUGUGGAGCUUUGCUUUAGCUGCAGUGUUUGUUUCAGCAGAAAGGAGCUUGAAGGAAGAGGGGUCUGGUUUGAUCCAUAAUGCAUCUGAUGAAUUUGAGCCAACUUUUCUGUUUAAGGCUGCAAAUUUCUUGUGGCAAUCUAAUCAGUCUGGUUAUCAGCAUGUUUGGCCUGAGUUGGAAUUUAACUGGCAAAUCGUUGUUGCUUCCAUUAUUGGAUUUUGCGGAGCAGCUUUUGGAAGUGUAGGCGGUGUUGGCGGCGGCGGCAUUUUUGUUCCUAUGCUUACCUUAAUUAUUGGAUUUGAUCCUAAAUCGGCAACUGCAAUCUCGAAGUGUAUGAUCAUGGGGGCAGCAGUCUCUACUGUUUACUAUAACCUUAAGCUACGUCACCCGACAAUAAAUAUGCCGAUCAUUGACUAUGAUUUGGCUGUGCUUAUUCAACCGAUGCUGAUGCUUGGUAUUAGUAUCGGAGUUGCUUUCAACGUGCUCUUUGCUGAUUGGAUGGUCACUAUUCUGCUGAUUGUACUCUUUAUUGGCACAUCAACAAAAUCAUUUUUAAAAGGUAUCGAUACUUGGAAAGGAGAAACCAUUUUGAAGCAGAAGGAGGCUGAAAACCAGCUGGCAGAUAAUGGUGACGAAGAGGACUACAAGCUACUUCCUGGUGAAUCUGACAAUGAAGAAGACGGGACACAGAAAACUGUGGAAGAAGAAGUAUCUAUUCUUGAGAAUGUGUGCUGGAAAGAGUUGGGGCUUCUUUGUUUUGUUUGGGUUGCAUUCCUUGCAGUGCAGAUUGCAAAGAAUUAUACAUCCAAUUGUUCAACAGAAUACUGGGUGCUAAAUUUGAUACAGGUUCCGGUUUCUGUUGGGGUCUCUCUGUAUCAAGCAGUUAGCCUGUACACUGGACGACGGAGGAUUGCAUCGAAGGGAGAAUCAGGAACUAAUUUUGGAGUUGGACAGCUCUUUGUUUAUUGCUUAUUCGGUGUAGUGGCUGGUGUAGUUGGAGGGCUACUUGGUCUUGGCGGAGGAUUUAUAAUGGGCCCACUAUUUUUGGAGUUAGGAGUCCCUCCACAGGUCUCAAGUGCAACAGCCACUUUUGCAAUGAUGUUUUCUUCAUCAAUGUCUGUUGUAGAAUACUACCUCAUAAAGCGUUUCCCAGUUCCUUAUGCUCUCUACUUGGUUCUUGUGGCCACUAUUGCUGCUUUUGUCGGACAACAUGUGGUGAGAAGGGUUAUCAAUAUACUUGGAAGGUCCUCUAUAAUCAUCUUCAUUCUGGCCUCUACUAUCUUUAUCAGUGCAAUUUCCUUAGGUGGUGUCGGAAUAGCAAACAUGAUCGGUAAGCUUCAGAGGCAUGAAUACAUGGGUUUCGAGAACCUCUGCAAGUACGAAGCUUGAAGGUGCUGUCAGCGGAGACUGCAUUGCAAUCUAGAGGUAAUUCAAAUCUGUCAAGAUUGUUGCAGUUUCCGACUUGUGGGAUGAAUGUCGACCAUUGUUGCCAUUGGUCCCGCCCUGUGUUACAUUGUGAUGUAACUUUGUAUGAACGAAUGUUGUUCUGUACUCCCGUUCUAAAAUAAAUAAAGUUGAGCCUUUUCCGACA